Actinia tenebrosa (Australian red waratah sea anemone) is the source of this 3430-nucleotide messenger RNA. Its product is annotated as anoctamin-4. Gene Ontology annotation, cellular component: plasma membrane. NCBI's taxonomy places the organism in Eukaryota, Metazoa, Cnidaria, Anthozoa, Actiniaria, Actiniidae. Gene Ontology annotation, biological process: chloride transmembrane transport. Gene Ontology annotation, molecular function: protein dimerization activity; chloride channel activity. The record is from RefSeq and is a predicted model, not a curated record.
CUGUGUCGUUUGGCUUUGCACCAAAGAACAGAGUUCUUCCCUAUUAGUAGGUUUCUCUGCCGCCUGGCAAUGGCUGACGAAAUUUCAAGCAGUCCAAAAAGUACCAAAGAAAGCGAUGUUCUAAUUGAGAUGGGGACUCCAGGCGCUUCUGAGCCAGYCUAUAAGGGACUUCAUUUUCGAGAUGGCAGCAGAGCAAUACAUUAUGUGAUAGUAUACGAACGAUGUGAAGCAGAUGAAAACAAGAACGAAGAAACCAUGGCCAAGGCCACUGCAAUGCAGAAAACUCGAGAUGAUUAUGAAAAGGAAUUGGCUAGUAUAGGGCUUGAGAUCGAACGAGAUAGCAUCACUUGUACAGGGGAAAAUGCCAGAAAACGCCACUUUGUCAAAGUGCAUCUCCCUUUACCAGUAUUACUAGACAAGGCAGAAGAAUUGAAGUUGAAAGCCCCUAUACAGGAGAACGAUAUGAAAACAGGUCUGGAAAAGGCCUUUGAAAAGCAUAACUUCGAAAAACUUGAAAAAUACAACCCAUUAGAGAUUGACAACAGUACGAUCGAGAAGAAAAAGAAAUUCUUCAUGGCCCCCUUCCAUAACGAAAUGAUCCACAAGUAUGCCAAAAAGAAGGAAGAUCUGUUUAAGCCCUGUGACUUUCGGUAUGUUACCCAGCAAAUGUGUUUUGAAGCUGGUGACGGAUUGAGGCACUUGUUAUAUGAAGGCGUUUACACUGCAAGCUAUUCCCUUCAUGACGGAGAUGACGACCUAGAAGAUGGAGAAUCUUCGACUAACGAUCGUCAAAGACUCAAAAAAGAAUGGGCACGAUUUGGCCGAUGCUUCAAAUACCAGCCCUACGACUUGAUCAAAGAAUACUUUGGCACAGAGGUUGGUUUAUACUUUGCCUGGCUGGGGUUUUACACUUCAAUGCUUGUUCCCCUGGCUAUUGCCGGUCUAGUCGUCUUCAUCUACGGCAUUGCAUCAGCAACCACUAGUCCUGUCGUACGCGAUUCCUGCGACGAUAAACUAAAGGGUUACUUCUACAUGUGCCCGCUGUGUGACCGCCAGUGCAGCUACUGGGACUUAGUAUCCACGACAUGUGGUUAUGCCUAUGUGACUAAUUUCUUCGACAACGAUGCCACUGUAUUCCUCGCCAUAUUCAGCUCCAUAUGGGCCACGCUUUUCCUUGAGUUCUGGAAGAGAAGACAAGUUUCUUUGGCUAUCGAAUGGAAUGUGAAAGGAUUCGAGAAAGAAGAAGAACCUGUGAGGCCCGAAUUUAAAAAAACAGCCCCAUCGCUGAAAAAAAAUCCUGUGAAUGGUAAAAUGGAGCCCCAUAUACCAAGGAGGACCCGAUACCAACGGUAUGGCGCUGCUGGAAGCAUCAUUGCUUUGAUGAUCUUCCUCGUCAUAGCUGCUGUCAUUGGCGUUGUUGUCUACCGUGCUGCAGUCUUCGCCGCUCUCAGUGGAAACAAAAUCAUCGACAUUCGACAACGUGCCCGAAUCGUGACCUCCAUUACCGCCGCUAUUAUCAACUUGAUUUGCAUCAAUCUUCUCAAGUUCGUUUAUCAAAAAAUAGCUGUUUGGCUUACAAACUGGGAAAACCCUCGCACAAGAACCGAUUUUGAAGACAGCUUCACUUAUAAGAUGUACCUUUUCCAGUUUGUAAACACCUACGCGUCGAUCUUUUACAUCGCCUUUUUCAAGUCGGGUCUUGUGGUUGGAACUCCUGGCCGCUACAAAAGGAUUGCUGGUAAAUACCGAUUAGAUGGCUGCAGCGAACAAGGUUGUUUUUUAGAAUUAUGUGUUCAGUUGUUCAUCAUCAUGGUUGGCCAACAGAUCAUUGGAAAUAUCACCGAGAUUGCCAUUCCGUUUGUCAUGGAGUGGCUCAAGAAGCGUAAAGAACCACGCAACAAAGAAAUGCCGCAGUAUGCACAAGAUUUUGACUUGAACUCAUUAGGAGAGCAUAACAUGUUCUGGGAAUACUUGGAAGUCGUUCUUCAAUACGGAUUUGUUACCAUGUUUGUCGCGGCAUUUCCUCUUGGCCCACUCUUUGCUCUGCUCAACUCCAUAGUGGAAAUCAGAGUCGAUGCCAUCAAUUUUGUGGCCCAGUUCCGUCGUCCAGAUAUUGCCAUUGCAGAAGAUAUCGGUGCCUGGUACAGGAUUCUAGCAGGAUUAACAAAGCUAUCCGUCCUGGUCAAUGCGUUUGUCCUGUCCUUCACAUCGGAUUUUAUACCCAGACUUCUGUACAGAAUGAAAUAUGCCCCGGAUAGAGAUAGCGGAGGGACCCUGAACGGAUAUCUCAAUGCCAGCCUAUCGUUCUUUGAGGUCAAAUACUUUAACGAGACGGAGCCAGGAACCAAGCCUGAUGAUGACUAUCAAAAUCUCAACUACUCUAGUCCUAUCUGCAGGUACCGUGGUUUCCAUGACAACACCUACCCCUUCAAGUUUUCAAAGCAGUACUGGCACGUGAUAGCAGCACGUUUAGCCUUUGUCUUCGUGUUUCAAUACACAGUCUAUGCCGUGACCAGUUUCAUUGCUUACAUUAUCCCUGACAAGUCCAGGAGCUCGGAGAUCAAAGAAAGAAUGGAAAAGCUGUUGGUAAAGAACCGCUUGUAUGGAAAAGGGAAAAUGAAUGAAUAUAGAGAGAAUACAAUGCUGUAGACACUGCCAUUGGCUACUUUAGGAAAGGAUUAUAUAUUCAAAAUGGUCUUUGAUCAGAUUUGGAUCAGAAUAGACCCAUUUACCUUCGUAUGCAAAUUGCCCAUUUCAGAUCACAUGACAUUCCCUUGAGAGUUGUUCUUUUAUGACGAACUUGUUAAAGUAUUUACAGAUGAAAGAAUCAACUGCCAAGAGUGGCAUCACAUGGUCUGAAAUGUGCACAACAAACAAAGAAGCUAAAGAGGUCUAUAUGUCAUUAAUUGGUAUAUUUUAGCUUUAUGACACGAUUCUUGGAAUCGUUCGGCUUUUCUGAUCCAAAUAUAAUAAGACACCCCCGGAAAGACACCAUUUUGAAUAUUGGACAGCAAGGAUUUGCCGAGGUGUCCUAGUCUGUAUUCUGGAGUGGGCUUUUACAUCAAUCAAGCCUUUACGUAGCCACAUACUUGAAAUAUAACCCGACACAACUAGGUCGCGAUGAGCAUGUUGACAAACUUUUAAGCAUAAGCAUUUUAAUCAUAAGCUUCUACAACUAUAACUACCGUAACGCAGCAGUGCAUUUUCAUUAAAAGAAAAGAUGUAAUGCUUUGACAUGUAAAGGAUUGGAACAAUUCGUAGUUUGUAGUUUUUUUAAUAACAACUUGCGCUCACCAAACUCGUCACAUGCAAGCAUUUGAUAAACCUAAUUUUAGUCUCAUUCUUUCUUUUAAAACGAUAUUCUCUUAAUAACUUUUUAUAAUGUAAUUUUUUAAUGUUUUUCAUACAAAAAUAAAGUACAAUUGUGAUA